CCUAGUUACAAUUACAGGUGAGUGUGUUUCAAGUUUUUUUUAUUUAUUUUUUUUCUAUUCAAUAGAUGUAUUCUCAUUGUGUGAUAUAACACGCAUCAUUUUUUCUUCUUCUACAUUGUAAAAUUUAAUUAUUGAAUUAGAAUUAAUAAUUUAAUGGGUUAACACUGGAUGGUAUUUGAAAUUUUAAAUUUAUCAUUUUGUUUAUAUUAUAAAAUAAGUAAACUAAUUUCCAUAAAGAAAAAAAAAAAAUUAAAAAAACAAAAAAAAUAAUCAACUAAUUUUGAUUGAAAAUAUAAAAAAAUAAAAAUGAGCUCACCAACGCCUCAAGACACAACAGAUUCAGGAGUUGAUAAACCAAAAACAUGGGUACAAUUUGAAGAAGAAGAAGAACCAUCUGGUACAGCCUUACCACCACCACCACUAGCACCACCAAAACGUUCAUCAACACCUGACAAUACAUUACAAAAAAAUCAUGAAACAAAUGAAACAAUAACAGUUAAUAUUGAUAAUAUUGUCAAUGAUAAUGAUGAUAAUAAUAUAAAAUCUAAUAAUGAAUACAGUGGUGCUGUUAUAACAACUGAAUCAGUACAAUUAAAUUUAGAUAGAUCAGGUUUAAGUCGUUCAAUAUCACCUGAUAGUCCAGAUAAUAAUGUGCCUAAUGAAUUACGUGUACCAGAACCAAAAAGUGCCUCAUUAAAAACCAUUGAUUUACGUGGUAAUACUAAUGGAAGAAAUGAUAUUAAUACUGUUAUAAGUACACCAAUUGGUAAUAUUAGAAGAGGUUUUGCAAAUGGUGAUACAAUUGUUACAUUAUUACCUGUUAAUACAAGAUGGCCUUGGGUUACACCAGCUAAAUUUCGUCCAGAACUUGUUCCAGAAGAGCUUAUGGCACAGGGACUAACUCUAACUGUUGAAGAUUAUGUACAUAUUAUGGAACUUUUAGUUAAUGAUGUACGUUUUAAUAUGUAUAAUAUUUGUUACAAAAGAAUACUUAUUGUAUGGAUAUUUACUGCAUUUGUAAUACUUCUUGGUCUUUUAUUUUCUGGUGUAACUGGUUUAACAUUAUUUGCACUUGGUAUAAUAUGGCUAAUAAUGAAUUCAGCAGCAAUAUUUUUAUGUAUGUUUAUUAAAAUUAAAUUAAAUCAUAAUUUGGAAAGAUGUAUGGCACAAGUUAAUAAACAUUUAUUACGUCAUAAAAUUAUUCUUGGUCUUGAUGAUAGAGGAAAAUUAUCAUGUCACAAAGUUAAUUUGUGUUUUAUUUAUUUUGAUACAACUGAUUGUAUUAAAAAAUUGCAAGAAGUUAUUGAGAGAGAAGAACGUGAGGGUCGAGUUAUUGGAGGUGAAGAAACUAGUGAAGCACAACGUAAAAGACAAGAAUUACAACAACGAAUGGACAUUGAUGACAGUGAUAUUGUCAUUCAGGGUAGUUCAACAACACGAGUAUCUAGAAAACAGGAACGGGCGGAAAUGCUGUUGCUGAGAUAUGCAUCAAGAUGGGCACGUUGUUUUAUCAGACACAGACUUGAUUUGAUAAUUGAUUCACAUGAAAGAAGAACCAUCGUUGGAUCAACUGUUCCACCUCGUCAUUGCGUCUCCGCCCGUUGUCCUUGUCAAUAUAUUGAGGAACAUCUGAAAUACAAGCCCAAAGGCUAUCCAGCUGGAUAUACUUGGUGUGCUUACCUUAGUGAUCCUCUUGUUAGGUGGCACCCAGCUGAGUAUGAUAUCAGAAAUUAAAUCUACAAAAAAAAAAAAAAAAAACAAAAUUAUUAAACAAUUUUUUUGCUUGGUAGUUAUUUUUUAAUAUUAUCAUCAUCAUGAGGAUCGAGUUUAUUUUUUGCUUAAAUAAUUUUAAAAUCAUUUUGAUAUUAAAAAAUAAUUUUUAACGUUUUUUAAUUUAAAUUAUACUAAAAAUUUAUAAACAAUAAUACGAGUAAUUAUUUUUUAAAUAUAUAUACAUAAGAAUGCUUUUAAUCAAUUAAUUUUUUUAAAGCUAAAUAUUUGAUAUUAAAAAUAAUUUGACUCACCUAAUUAUGAGUAUUAAAAAUGAUCUUUUUUAGUGUUAUAAUUCAAUAAGAAAAAGAUCUCAUGGCAUUGGUAUUUUAGUAGAUAAUAAAACCAGGAUGAUAAUGAUUCUAAAAAAUAAUAAAACAUAAAACAUAUCAGUAAUUUCAAGUGAUAUUCACUUACUCACUAUUUAUAGUAUUUAAAAUAUAAAAAAUACACUCAUGCAAUUUAAAAAAAGUGCCUUAUCUAAACUGCAGUAUACACAAUGAUAUAAAAAAAAAAACAAAGAAUAUUAUUUUCCGUCCAUGAAAAUAUUUAAGAUAGCAAUAAUAAUUAGUAAAAAAUAUUUUCACUUCAGGUACUUAAAUAAAAAAAAAAAACAGUAUGUUAGAUUAAAAAUAAAAAAAAGUAAAAACAAUCUCAGUUAAGUAGCUCAAAGAUUUAAUUUUAUCAACUAUUAUUAAUAUAAAAAAAAAUGUCUUUUGAUAAAAAAAAAAAAAACA
Molecule: messenger RNA, 2507 nt
Organism: Aphidius gifuensis
Lineage: Eukaryota; Metazoa; Arthropoda; Insecta; Hymenoptera; Braconidae
Product: transmembrane protein 268
Exons: 6
Coding region: 307-1734 (475 amino acids)
Source: RefSeq, a predicted model, not a curated record